AUGAUCACUGGUCUCGCACAUAUUAACCUCCUCGUCCCUGCAGACUCCCUCGAGCACGCCGAGGCCUUCUACGGGGGAACCCUCGGCCUCACCUCCGCACCAGUCCCACAUUUACAGAAGGGCACCAUCUUAUGGUUCAAUCUCGGAGCGUCUGGUCAGCAGAUCCACAUUGCACCUGGCAUCAACGAGUCCAAGACCUCUGAUAGGCAUCCGUGCUUCAAGCUUGAAUCGUUAGAGAAACUGCAGGAACUACAGCAACGGAUAUGGGACCACCAUGUGCGUGGAGGGGAUGCAGCGCCGUUGAAUGUAGAUAAGCCGGGUGAGAACUCAGGGACCAAAGGGGUCGAGUAUCCAAGUCGGUUUUUUGCAAGGGAUUUCGCGGGAAAUAGGUUGGAGUUUAGUCUAUAG
Molecule: messenger RNA, 408 nt
Organism: Aspergillus nidulans FGSC A4
Lineage: Eukaryota; Fungi; Ascomycota; Eurotiomycetes; Eurotiales; Aspergillaceae
Product: putative glyoxalase family protein
Exons: 2
Coding region: 1-408 (135 amino acids)
Source: RefSeq, a predicted model, not a curated record